Molecule: messenger RNA, 198 nt
Organism: Mesorhabditis spiculigera
Lineage: Eukaryota; Metazoa; Nematoda; Chromadorea; Rhabditida; Rhabditidae
Source: the annotation of a GenBank genome assembly
AUGGCAGAGCAGAAGCCGCCGAUGGUCACCCGCCGGUCGCAGAAUCGUAACUGGUGUACGCAAACGUACAACUGCAACCGCUGCCGGGCCACCGGCGUCAAGGUCGAUGACAUGAUGUGCAACCUCGAGAAACUGGAGACGGCGCUCGGCAUGAAGAUGGACGAAUUUACCGGAAACUUCUCGGAUUUGCACGAUCAG